Salmo salar (Atlantic salmon) is the source of this 3388-nucleotide messenger RNA. Its product is annotated as alpha-N-acetylgalactosaminide alpha-2,6-sialyltransferase 1. Gene Ontology annotation, molecular function: alpha-N-acetylgalactosaminide alpha-2,6-sialyltransferase activity. Gene Ontology annotation, biological process: oligosaccharide biosynthetic process. The record is from RefSeq and is a predicted model, not a curated record. NCBI's taxonomy places the organism in Eukaryota, Metazoa, Chordata, Actinopteri, Salmoniformes, Salmonidae.
AAGAAGAUGUUUAUAGUCUCUGUCUAAACUAUACCUAGGCAGAUCCUUUCUCAAUCUCUAUCUUGAACAUGAGAGCCCAAUUCCGGGGAGUUCUCACCUUGGCACUCAUGGUCGCCGUGUGUGCAUUGCUCUAUGUGCUUCUGUAUGGACAAAUCUCUGAUCAUAGCGUCAGCUAUUUUCAAAAACUACAACUAGUUCCUCGGGGAGGGCGUCUCCAUGAAAUGAAUUGCCCUUGUAAAAAUACAACAAGAGAUGUCUUUACGGCUGGAUCCGGGUCUGCACACAAGGAGACCCCCAUGCUCUGGCUGCAAAAAAAGGACUUCAAGCAAUAUCCCAUCUGGGCUUCUGAGGAUGUUUAUGUCCGGGACAAGCAAAAGAGGCAGAUGACCUGUCCCCAGUCUCUGAGGAACUCCCAGAACACAGGCUUCAAGCAGGCCUUUAUACCAGACAUCCAGAUGUACCUCCACGGAGAACUACUCAACCAGUCAGAGUGGAACAGACUAGCCUACUUCAAUAACCCCUUUGGCUUUAUGGACUACACAAACUACACAGAGAUAAAGGCAGUGGUGGAUCUGAUCCCCAAGCCCAGAGAGCCCCUGCUCUUGCCACGGGGAAACCCUGGAUGUAUAUGCUGUGCUGUGGUGGCAACAGGAGGAAUACUCAACGGCUCUAGGAUGGGCAAGGAGAUAGAUGCUCACGACUAUGUGUUCCGGAUGAAUGGUGCCAUAACCAAGGGUUACGAGGAGGAUGUAGGCAACAGAACCUCGGUCUACGUUCACACCGCCCACUCCAUCACCCAGUCUCUUUUCAUAUUCAAGAAAUAUGGCUAUGACAGUGCACCGCAUGACAAGGGUAUAAAGUAUGUGCUGAUUCCAGAGGGGCUGAGGGAUUUCCAGUGGCUAAAGGGUCUAUUGGGGAGGACAACUGUCUCUGAUGGACCCUACAAGAACAGACGACCGUGGAUGCAAUACUCAGGAGAGUUUGAUGAGAACCGCUUCUAUGUUCUUCACCCUGACUUCCUCAGAUACACCCGUAACAGGUUCAUGAGGUCCGAGGCGCUGAAGGGUUCUUAUUGGGCUAUAUGCAGACCUACUAACGGAGCAUUCACACUCUUCCUGGCCCUGCACACCUGUGACGUGGUGGAUGCGUAUGGAUUCAUCACUGAGGACCACAGUAAAUAUCCUAACUACUACGCUGAGAGGCACUCUAAAACCAGAGUCAUCUUCUACGCUAAUCACGACUACAACCUAGAGAUCAAGACCUGGAAGAAACUACAUGACACCGAGAUCAUCAGGCUUUAUCAGAGACAGGAGAGCCCAGAGAGAAAGACAGGAAAGCCAACAGAACCAUAAAACCCUGUCUCUCUGCAGAGAUGAGGAAAGAUACAUCGACAUGUAUCUUGUUACAAAAUAAACUAAAGACCAAUGCAUUUAUAUCAGAAUAAACAAUAAAAUACUGGUGCCAAGUAAUGUAUUUAAUUAAAAUGCAUGUAUUAUUCAUCCCAUGCCAUCAGGGGCAACAGUGAGCGCUGUUACCUUCAAGUAGGUUGAAGUUUUUCUAGGGCGUUGUUGACGGAGAUGGCGGAUAGGUAUCUGCCUCAGGUGCCAAAGGUAGCACGCUCGAAUCCAGCAAUUGAAAGUUGUUUUUUAGAUUUUUGUUUUAAGCCUAUCCCAAACCUUCACCCUUACCUUAACCAUUUAAUUCACCCUUACCUUAACCUUAAUUCUAACAUUUACAAUUCAGAGUUAAUGCCUAAACUUAAUUCUAACACUUACAAUUCAAAGUUAAUGCCUAAACUUAAUUCUAACAUUUAAAAUUCUGCGUUAAUGCCUAAACUUAAUUCUAACAUUGACAAUUCAGAGAUAAUGCCUAAACUUAACCAUAAAUACUUAAAAAGUUGAUGUUUGCAACAACUUUGAAAUUUUACAUUUGAGAAACAUGGACGGACAUCUAAUUCUGACUGUGAGAGCUAGCUGACAAAUAGCCAAUAAUACUGGUGCCAAGUAAUGUAUUGAAUUAAAAUACAUGUAAAAUACAUUUGCAAGUAGCCCCCUUUCUUUAUGGUUUGUGUUAACGUUGCUUUAAAGUAAUUUGUCAACAUAUUGUGACGUGGAAUCUACAUGGACAAUACAUUGGAUUUGAAAAAAGUUUUCAACUGUUGUUUUGAGGUUGAAAUUUCAACCACAGGAUUAUGUCAUCAUGGUAACCAAAUUUCAACAUACACAAACCUUGUAUAAAAUAUGUUGAAUGUGUACCUUUAACCCUCAUGGGAAUUGGCCUAUAUGGAUAGGGCUAAUGUAAACGCUUCUUACAGAAGUAAAUGCUUCUUUGAUCAAUUAUUAAUUGAUAGACAAGCUGGCAUUAAAGCCAAACCAAGUUAGUGGCACAGAUGGAACUAUCAACUUCAAAUGUUGAUAUUUGAUAUUUGCGUUGACAAUCAAAUGAUUCAAUAGCACUUUUGAAAUACAAUAAAUAGCCUAUAAAGCUGUUGAUAAGUUAACAAAUGAUAUGUUGAAUUCACAUUUGCAACUCAAACUAAAAUAAAUGUUAAUGAAUGCAAUUAAACGAUAUUAUCUCAACUACAAUCCAGGUAAUGUGGUUGUGCUAUUAAAUGAAGCACAGAGAUAACACAUGAAUCUGUUGUAUAAAUAAACAUAAUAUCUGACAUUGUAUUCACAUUUGAACAUUGCUGUGCUUUUAAAUGGUUGAAAGCGCAGCGAUAGAGAUUUGGGUGACUAAGCCAAAAAUCGAACAUUGUUUUUCCAUUGGAAAUUGGUUGUGCUUUUAGAUGGUUGAAAGCACAUUGGAAACUGAAUUAACUUUUCGCUGUCUUUUUGAGCGGGUGAAUAUAGUUUGUAAUCUCAUUGAUCAAUAUCUCAACCAAAUAUUACCCAAUUAUCCACGUUGAAAUGACGUGUUGUGCCCUUUGGGAAAUGUCACGUUUGAGGGGUGCUCACAGCUAAAAACUAAACGCUGAUAUCGGGACCUUGACAGGUUUAGCAGUGAGUAUGUGAACACCAUGAAAACACACAAGACUGAUGGCUAUGGCUAUGCACAACAAGUAUAUUAUUAUUCUGGCUUUAUCUAGUUUUAUUUGUGAUAUUUUAUCUUGCCUCACUGGCUUGCUAACUUCCUAGGUAAUCAAGCCUCCGAUGACAUCUGUGACGUUGUAGACGAUAACCACCGAGGUAAAGACAGUUUCAAGUGGGAUAUUUGACGGAUAUUCACGCUUUCAAACCUCAAUAGCUUUCAAACCACUUGAGCCACAGACUCCAAAUAAGUGUCAUGAUGUUGGAAAAAUUGCGCACAGCAUUGCACAGGUCUUAUUUUCACGAUUUGGACAUUAAUUCGCUUUCUAAAGCUAAUAAAUGUGGACAUGUGAACAGCA